AUGGAAGAACGGAAGGAGAUUGAUUACAGGAAAGGGGAAAGAAAAAAAAGUUUGGAGGGAAACCUGCGUGCGUUGUCUCAAGCCAAGGCUGUGGGCUGGGACCUCGCAUUUGCUCAAUAUGGAAUUUAG
Messenger RNA from Cetraspora pellucida, 129 nucleotides. NCBI's taxonomy places the organism in Eukaryota, Fungi, Glomeromycota, Glomeromycetes, Diversisporales, Gigasporaceae. The record is from the annotation of a GenBank genome assembly.